Molecule: messenger RNA, 1803 nt
Organism: Closterium sp. Naga37s-1
Lineage: Eukaryota; Viridiplantae; Streptophyta; Zygnematophyceae; Desmidiales; Closteriaceae
Source: the annotation of a GenBank genome assembly
AUGCCUGGAAUCUUUAACAUCUGGCCCGCUCACGGGCCCGCUACCGCUAGCAGUAACUUUCGAACCGCUCCCGCCGCAUCUUCCGCCGCAUCUGCCGCUGGAAACUUCUUCAGCAAGCAGGAGUACCUGUCGUUUGCCGUUGACCACCAUGUCGCGGCAAAACCGACCGACCUGGUGUUGACGGCGGAGCUCUCCGCAAUCGCCGGCGCGAUUCCCGCUCCGGUGUUGCCGCAUCAGACACCCGCGUCCCCCGCGGUGAAAUCGCUGCUGUUCAACCAGCCGUCGAUCUCGCCGCUCAACCCGCCGCGUCUUCCGCUCGCUGGAAUUGGCGCGCUGCAGCAAAUCCUUCGCACCGCAGCUGUCGGCGCUAGUUCCGGCGAACGGAGCCGCGGCUGCGCUAGCAGCACGCUUCUCGCAGCGCAAAUUACAGCAGUCAGCGGCCCGGCAGCGGAAAAGUCUGCUGCGGCAAAGGCGGGGGAGAGCUCAGCGGCAACUGCGGCGGUGACUGCGGCGAACAGCGGCAGCACCCGAGGGCUGCAUUUAAUUCACGGGGCAUGGCCGAUGGGCAGUCAUGGGAAGACCGCCGCAAGUCACGGCGCCAAGAGCGAUGGCAGCUACGACAGUAACAGUUCCGGUAGCGCGCACGACCCGUCGUCCGUGUGUUUGGCGGAAAUGGUUUCCGAUUUCAUGGAGACCGGCUCGGCGGAGAGCCACACUCUCGACCACCGUCUCCUUGACGCGAUUCACGGCAGCGAGGGUGGCUAUAACGCGGAUGCAAUGUACGCGCGCAUAGCGGAGCAGGACGCGCAGGCUCCGCGGAUGGGCGAGAGCGGCGGGUGGUGCGGAAUGGGGGACGUCUCGAGCCUCAUUGAGUCCCUCAGCGCCUGCACCUCCGCGGACGAGUGCCAGCUGUUCGCUGACGUCAUCGCCGCCCUAAAAACCGCCAAGAAGGAAGCUUCCUCCUCAAAUGCUGCAGGCGGAAGCGACAUUGAGUUCCGCGCGCAGUUCCAAAUCGCACGCCCCACCUUCGCCUUUGACGCCGUCGUCCACUCCGCCCCCAUCAUCUUCGUCGGCCGUCUCAACCGCCUGCUCAAGAUCACUGAAGUGCUGGCAGAUGCCACAAGGCAGAGUCUGAGGGAGCAGGGCCUGCACCUGCCGCCCUGGCGCCGGGCCGAGUAUCUCCGGACCAAGUGGGCUGGCCCGUACCGGAGGACCACGAACCAGAUUCCAAGGUCCGGGAGCAGCACGCAGCUGGCUGGAGGUUCGGGAGCCAGCCAGGUGGCUGCGGCUGCUGCUGCUGACAAUUCUGCUGAUCUGUUUAGGCUUCCCACAUCGCAGCAGCAAGCUGUGUUCGGCCGGCGAGGACAGGAGGUGCAUCAGCAGCAACCCCAUCAACAACCCCAUCACCAGCUGCAUCACCAGACCCAUCAGCAGCAUCGUCAGCAACCCUCCGUUGCCGUCUCACGGCCGGUUUUCCUGCCUCUCAAUGCAGCACGCCCUGUGCCUGCCAUGUUCCCUGCACCGCCUGCCACUACUAUCCCCUGCGCUGUGCCUGGUAACCCGUUUGCGGCAACCGAGAAGAGGAGCGCGGUUACCGCAUACGGCAAGAAGCCGAGCGCGGUUACAGGAUUCGGCCAUGAGGCUGUGGAAGGAGGGGCGUCGGGUGCGGCGAUGACAGCAGAGCAUGUGAGCCAAGGGCGUGGCAUGGUGAUGCGGAGUGGUGUGAGUCACGUGAGCCAGAUUGGGUUGGAGAUGCGGAGAUUGGCAGAGGAGAGAGCGUACAGGCAGCACGGUUACUGCUGA